AGUUCAUCUACAGCUAAACUAUGUUUUGAUAAGCUGUUGUGAUAAUCCAUCAACCGACGGACCUGCCUCCUCUGGUUUUUUUUUUGGACAACAUUGUUCGUUUCAGUCCAAUACUGUGUUUUCCUCUCCCCCUACGAUUGGCGAGAGAGAACGAGCGAGCGAGCAGGGAGCGUGAACGCGCGCAGGCGGGCAGACGGCAGAAGACGACACCGUGUAUUUUGAUAGGAUUGCAUUCCUGCCGAUGACUGAAUCGUGCAUUCUCUGGAUUUUUUGAGCCCCUAACAACUUGGUCUCUGUAUGGGGCACGGUCGUUUCUCACUACGCAUCGUGGAGCUCGCGGUGUGCUAACAUAUCCUAGUACUAAAAGGGGAAGACACCAAAGACGAUAGUUCUGCGAAUACUUGGGAUAUCUACAUGCAUCAAUAGGCUACACAUUCUCUAACUGGCAAACAUAUCCUCCAGGAUAAAGACCCAGAUGGUGUUCUUGAUUUGAAUUUGCCGAGAGAAUUGCUGCAUUGUUCCGUCAUUACAUGCCACCAGGACCGGAUUGAACGCGGCAGCGGAGAAGGAUGCCCGAUGUUUGUUUUUAGCCAUCCGCGGAAUCAUUUUAAAUUACAGUAUUUGCACCUCACAGUAGCGAGUCGCGGGUAUAAACUUUAUGCAGUUUCUGCGAUAGAUGCAUGCGAUCUUCUGCUGUUGGCGGUGUACUCCGCGACAAGCAGCGCUGGGCUAUAAACAAAACGAAUGAUAUACGCGUGGCUGAUGUCGAUUACUCUGCGCGAAAUUGUUUGUAUUAAUACUUGCAUCCUCGAAUAUCGCAUAGACUAGACUACGUUUCGGGGCUGCUCUUUGGUCGCAACGCAGCAUGAGUACCUAACCUAUUGCUUGUUCCGUCUACGUAAGUGUCACAACGUAGCGCUGAUAUUGCCAAUUUUUGGGCUGUUGUUGUUGUUGUUAAACUGGCUUGUUAUGUUGCAUGCACUGUUUUGAAAAGGCAAUGCAACUACACCUAAUUGUGUUAGAUCACUCGGACUGUACAGUACGAUGCAUCUGCAUCGCAAAUAGCUAUCAUUGUUAACCAUGCCACAUGUACUACUUUGUAGCUUGUCAACUUUAGCCUAAGACUAUAGCCAAUAGUUUCAGUUGAUUGCAGAAUAGACGAGCGUCGUUUUGCCUUUCUCGGAAAGUGUCUUGGGGGAGACGCAUGCAAAUUAAGUUUUCAUACAAGCAACAAGCAACACGGGAAUAACACAACAAUAGGUGCAGGGAAGAGCAGGACAACGCACCUUUUGCUAUAAAUCUCUAUAGGCUACAGUAAUUUUCAGAUCAAGAGGAAAUGUUUUUUCGAAAGUUGCCCGGCGUGUCCGCAUCUGGAAUGGGUCUUCGCCUGUCUCAGAAAUUUGUAUUUUUACUCUUCUUGUCUGGUUUGGUUACUCUGUGUUUUGGGGCCCUAUUCUUUCUGCCUGACUCUGUUCGCUUGAAACGGAUUUUCCUAUCAAAGACGGACAACCCGGCGGUAACCGUGGGCUCGGAGAAUGGGGUAAGGGACCACACGAAAAAAACCAGCAGGGAACCGGAGCACCUUCGGCAGAUAACCCCGGGAAACGGGGAAACGAGCACAAAACUCAAAAGCUUGAGCCGCAAGCCAUCCGUCGCCUACGAGGCGAGAACUGCGGAGAAAGCCGCCGGAGGUAGAGCACAGGAGGACUGGAACCAGGCGAGGGCGAAGGACGAGGCGCGCGGGGCUCGCGAAACCGUGGCGGUCAAGCUCGAGAGGCAGACGACUUCCUCCGUGCACGUCGAGCCCAGGGCUGCCUUUGAUUACGAGAAGUUUAAAAAAUGUCUGCAGAAACCGCCGCUGGGAACGGAGCUCGGCAAGCCCAGCGACCCACAGACUCAACAGCGCCGGGAAAAAGUCAAAGAGAUGAUGAAGUUCGCCUGGGACAACUACAAGCACUACGCCUGGGGCAAGAACGAGCUGCGGCCGCUGACCAAGAACGGGCACAUCGGGAACAUGUUCGGUGGGCUGCGUGGAGCCUCCAUCGUGGAUUCUCUGGACACCCUGUACAUCAUGGGUCUGAUGGAGGAGUACAACGAUGCCAAGGAGUGGGUGGAGACCAGCCUGGACCUCAACACGAACGGAGAAGCGUCUCUCUUCGAGGUGAACAUCCGCUACGUUGGAGGGCUGCUCUCUGCGUACUACCUGACAGGAGCGGAGGUUUUUAAGCGGAAGGUUCUGGAACUGGGGGAGAAGCUGCUCCCUGCGUUCAACACCCCCACCGGGAUCCCCCGCGGCGUGAUCAACCUGGGCAGUGGGAACAGCUGGAGUUGGGGCUGGGCCUCAGCGGGGAGCAGCAUCCUGGCCGAGUUCGGAACCCUGCACCUGGAGUUCGUCCACCUGACGGAACUCUCCGGAAAUCCAAUUUACACCGAGAAGGUGAUGAACAUCCGUAAGCUGCUCAACAAAAUUGAAAAGCCUCACGGACUGUACCCCAACUUCCUGAGCCCCGUCAGCGGGAACUGGGUCCAGCAUCAUGUGUCGAUCGGAGGACUGGGAGACAGCUUCUAUGAGUAUCUGAUCAAAUCAUAUCUCAUGUCAGACAAGACGGAUGAGGACGCCAAGAGGAUGUACUACGCCGCUCUGGAGGCCAUCGAGGCGAACCUGGUGCAGAAGUCCCCCGGAGGUCUCACCUACAUGGCGGAGUGGCGGGGCGGCCUCCUGGACCAUAAGAUGGGGCACCUGGCCUGCUUCUCCGGGGGCAUGGUGGGCAUCGGCGCAGACGACGGGGCGCCCGAGAAGAGACAGCACUACCUGGACCUGGCGGCCGAAAUCACCCACACCUGCCACGAGUCCUACAGCCGCUCAGCCACCAAACUGGGCCCCGAGGCUUUCAGGUUCGACGGAGGCGCGGAAGCCACGGCAACCAGGUUGAGUGACAGGUACUACAUCCUGCGGCCGGAGGUGAUCGAGAGCUACAUGUACAUGUGGAGGCUGACCCACGACCCCAAGUACCGGCAGUGGGGCUGGGAGGCUGUGGAGGCUCUGGAGCGCCACUGUCGCGUGGAGGCCGGGUUCUCGGGCAUCCGGGACGUCUACUCCACCGCCGGGAGCCACGACAACAUGCAGCAGAGCUUCUUCCUGUCGGAGACGCUGAAGUAUCUGUACCUCUUGUUCUCUGAUGAUGACCUGCUCUCUCUGGAGGACUGGGUGUUCAACACGGAAGCACACCCCCUGCCAGUCAUCCACCGGAGCUGCUUACUGGAGCAGGACGAGACUCCGCCCCAAUAGCACAUAGCAUCGUCCAAUAGCACGCUCUUCUGUACUGCUCUACAGUGCUGGAACACACGCGCGCGCACACAUGCACGCACACACACACAUACAUGCACAUACAUACAAACACACAUACACACGUGCACACACACACACAUACACACACUCAAACACAUGUGCACGCACACACAUUCACACAGAUGCACACAUGCACGCACGCACACACACACUCAAACACACAUGCACACACACAUUCACACACAUACACACACACUCACACACAUAUGCACACACAAACACACUCAAACACACGCACAUUCACACACACACACACACAUACACACACAAACACACAGGCGCAUACACUGAAACAUGCACACGUACACAAAUACAAGAACAAGCACACACAGGGAAACUGUCUUAAAGUCUGGAAUUAAAAAUGCAAAACGAAUGUGUGAUUGGACACAACAUAAAACAAGACCAGAAAGACUGAUGUGCAUUUCCUGACCCACACACACACACACACUCAUACAGACACACUCAAACACACAUAGAUACAUGUACAACCACAUACACACUCAAAACACACAGGCAUGCAUGUACAAACAUAUAAACAGUCAAAACACACAUACAUGCUCAAGCACACACAUGCACGCAAACACACAUACACCCCCAUACCCACACACUCACUAUCACACACGCACUCACACACACACACACACAU
Messenger RNA from Conger conger (European conger), 3995 nucleotides. RefSeq names its product mannosyl-oligosaccharide 1,2-alpha-mannosidase IA. The record is from RefSeq and is a predicted model, not a curated record. The transcript is spliced from 12 exons. Lineage: Eukaryota; Metazoa; Chordata; Actinopteri; Anguilliformes; Congridae. Gene Ontology annotation, cellular component: endoplasmic reticulum; extracellular exosome; Golgi membrane. Bases 1337 to 3289 code for a protein of 650 amino acids. Gene Ontology annotation, biological process: carbohydrate metabolic process; N-glycan processing. Gene Ontology annotation, molecular function: mannosyl-oligosaccharide 1,2-alpha-mannosidase activity; calcium ion binding.